GCAGCAUUGAUUUCAAAUCGUACAAGUCACAUUUUUUUUCACGCUCUAAUACAAUAAAGAUUUAUAAAAAAAUUUUGAAUACAAAACCGUUGCGCGCCUUUUACUGGUCUACCGAUAUGUGGGCAACCAAUUUGAUUGUGGUCACACUGCUGCUGCUGCAGCUGGCAACCCUGGCGAUCAGCUGUUCUUGCGGAGAGAAUUUGGAGUGCGGAUGCACAAAACGGCACUAA
Messenger RNA from Drosophila takahashii, 230 nucleotides. It is a transcript of the gene gdl-ORF39, whose product is annotated as gdl-ORF39. NCBI's taxonomy places the organism in Eukaryota, Metazoa, Arthropoda, Insecta, Diptera, Drosophilidae. The record is from RefSeq and is a predicted model, not a curated record.